Messenger RNA from Fusarium sp. VM40, 3051 nucleotides. The record is from the annotation of a GenBank genome assembly. Lineage: Eukaryota; Fungi; Ascomycota; Sordariomycetes; Hypocreales; Nectriaceae.
AUGGGCAGCAAAAGAAAGCGUGGAGCUAAGGAAAGCUCCAACAGCGCGCAAAACCCCCUCAAACGUGCAAAGCCCGAAGACGCUCCUGCGAAAGCCGGGAAGAAGACCCCCAAGACCAAGACGAAGCAGACAUGGGAGAAAUCUCUUUUUGUCGAGUCGCCAAUUGGCGAUGAGCGCAAGCGAGAAGCUGGCCUCUACGACCUUCUAGGUAGCGAAGACGAUAACGAUCGAAUCGAAGCUGCCGAUUGCAUUAUUUCUAGCCUUCUAGGCGAGGAGGGUGUCCCCGAGGCCGUUCUGCAACGACACCUGGAUCGUCGUCUUUUCCGCGGACUUUCAAGCGGUCGCAAUGCCUCGCGCCUUGGUUUCAGUCUGGUGCUUACAGAACUACUUGGUCAGAUGUUUGGAGAGAAGAACCUCGCCGAAUCCAAAUACCCAAACCUCACCUUCGAUAAGGUUCUCGAGAUCUUGAUAGAAAAGGUCCAGACCAUCGGCAAUAUCCCCGGACAGGAAGAAAGAGAUCAUUUCUUUGGCCAGCUCUUCGGCAUUGAGUCCUUUGUUAGUGCCGGAAUCCUCUUCAACGAUAUCUCGAGGUGGAACACAAUCUUGGAUCUUCUUCUGCAGCUUGCGAGCAGGAAGGUCUGGCUUCGUUCACAAUGCGGAUGGCUCAUUGUCCAAUCCAUCCAGCAGAUGAACAAGAAGCAGGCCGAGGCCACACUCGAGAAGAUUUCCAAAGCCAAUCUGGCCAAGACCCCCGAAGGCGUCGCCAUUUGGCUUGUUGCCCUUAGCCGUUUCUCCGACCUCAAGGUCAAGCCUUGGCGCGAUCCUCUCUCAAAGAAGUCAUUCGGUGACCUUGCCGCAGUUCUGCGAGAAAGUUUCCAGGACUUCUCCAAGGACCAGCCUGAGCGUGCCCAGAAGACCAAGCAAGCGAGCUGGACUGGCCAAUUGCACUACGUAUGGGAUCUCCUCCUAGCACAUUAUGUCAAAGCAGGAGAAGCUGGAGCUGCCGAGUUUGAACAGUUCUGGGCUCGUGUUGUGGAUGACUCCCUUUUUGCCAAAAGCGCCACCGAAGGCCAGAAGUUCAAGGGUUUCAUGGUGUUCCAAAAGAUGCUUGAGGGACUCGCCCACGUCCCUGCCUGCAUCGAGGGCCUCUUUAGCAAGAACCUUACUCUCUGCCUCAUGAACCAAGCCGCGAAGGAGGACAGAUACUUGCACCGAGCAGCGACCAAGGCCCUCAAGGCAAUUGAGUCAACGACUUCAGCCCAUCCUUCGACACUCGUACCCAUCCUGAAGAGUCUGUUAGGCGAGAACGGUGCUUACAACUUCGACCAACGAACAAACACCAAGACUAUCGACAGGAUCCUCCAGAACAUAUCUGAAGAGACCGGCGAAGAGGCGAUCAAAAUCAUUCAAAAACCGCUUGCUACCCUUGGUCAGCAGGAGACUGCAAAGGCCACAUCCACACUCCGAGUCUAUAUCGAUUAUCUUGCCAAAACCCUCAAUGCUUCGGCCUCAUCUACCCCCGGAAAGAUCCAACAAAACGUUUUCUCAGUUGCUCUACAAAAACUAUCUCAACUGGCAUAUUCCAAACCUAAGAACAUUCCCGCAGAUGCGCUAACGGAGGGCGUUCGAGAACUUUGCCGAACUCGUCUCGAAUCAUCCUUCGCCAAGGUCAGCCGAAGAAGCGAGGACUAUGGUACACUGUGUCUUGCAGUGUCCUCUAUCGACCCUGAUACGGUGGCUAUGUCUGAAGAGAUCAAGAAUGCUGUUGAAGAAGCUCUUUCAAGGAUGAAGAAGCUGCUCAAGCGCAAGGCGACGGACGAUAACGAGAAGAAUCUCUUCAAGAGCCUCGCUAUGCUGCACGCCGUGUCCGUGUUCCAGCUCUAUAACGAGGAUCCGGAUGCCAUGGAGGUUCUUAACGACCUUGCGCAAUACUCUGACCGCCUCAAGAAGGGCAAGUCUGCAGAGAGCGAGGCUGGCACAUCGGAGCUCCUGGUCGAGAUUCUGCUAUCGAUGGUUGCCCGACCUUCGUCUCUCAUGCGCCAGGCUUCUCAACAAGUAUUCGAUGCCUUCACUCCCCAGAUCUCAGCUGGAGGUCUGGAACUCCUGACUGGCCCGCUCUCGUCUGGUGAGAGCGCCAAGGGUCAGCAGGAGCUGUUUAGUACUGGAGAGGAUGAGAUGGAAAUCGAUGACGACGAGGAGGACGAAGAAGGAACAGAUGCCGAUGAAGAGGAUAACUCAGAUAUUGAGAUUGACUCCGAUGUUGAGUUUAUUGAUAUCAAAGAGGCAAACGAUGAAAGCGGAGAGGACGAUGACGAUGAUGAUGAUGAGGAGGAUGAAAAGGAGGGUACAUUCGACAAGCCCGAAGAACUGGACGAUGCCCUUGAGAAGCUUCUCAACACCCACCGUCUAGACAAGGACGCUGCUGCCGAGUCAUCAGAAUCGGAGGGCGAUAUGUCCGACUCUGAGAUGUUCGCCAUCGACGAGCAGCUCGCCGCGGCCAUAAAGCCUCGCAUCCAGGACCGCACCAAUGAUGCCAAGAAGCAGAAGAAGGACGCCAAGCAGUCUGUUGUCAACUUCAAGCACCGCAUUCUUGACCUCAUCGACAUCUAUGUCCGCAACGAGACUCUCAAACCCCUAACUUUCGCUACUCUCCUUCCCCUUUUGAAUCUUAUGCGCACAACUACCACAAAGGCCCUCGUUGACCGCGCAUGCGACAUCAUCCUCAAGUACCAAAGAGCCCUGAGAAAGGCACGCAGCAAUCGUCAGGAAAUCCAGACCCCUGAGGCGGAGGACCUGCUGAUCCUGCUGGCGGAGAUCCACGAUGCCGCUGCUCAGGACAACGCGCACACUUAUGCAAAGGCGGCCAGUGCGGCCAGUCUUAUUGUCGUAUCGGCCCUCAUUGUUGCGGACGAGACCAAGAUCGAGGAGGCAAUCUUCGUAUAUGCCAAGACGCGAUUGGACUACGUGCAGGGCAAGGCCAAACUGCAGUCGUCCUUCUUUGUUGACUGGAACAACUGGUGCCAGAACCUAGCCUCGCAAACAAAAUCCUGA